UUCAUGGUAUCAAAUAUCCAGUCAGAACAAUCAUUCUCUAUUGACAUUGAUAUGCAGUAUAAUCUGGAAUCAAAUAAUGGAACCAAUGGGAAGACUAUUGUAGUUGCUAGUGACUUGAGAAUGCUUUACCCAACCUGUCCAAACAUAUCUACUGAUGAUUUCAUUCCACCAUACUAUGGUAUAACACUUGAUUUUUGGAGAUUAACUAAAUGUGAGAACAAGGUCAACAGUACUAGCAAUAAUGACACAAAUACAGUAAACGGCACUGAUGCCAUUAAUGGCACUGAUUCAAUAAAUGGUACAGAUUCCAUAAAUGGCACAGAUUCCAUAAAUGGUACAGAUUCCAUAAAUGGCACAGACUCAAUAAAUGGCACAGACUCCAUCAAUGGUACAGACUCAAUAAAUGGCACAGAUUCAAUAAACUGCACUGAUUCAACAAAUGGCACAGAUUCCAUAAACUGCACUUUUUCAAUCAAUGGUACAGAUUCUAUAAAUGGUACUGAUUCCAUAAAUGGCACAGAUUCCAUAAAUGGCACAGAUUCUACCAAUGGUACAGAUGUUAUUAAUGGGACUGAUUCUUACAAUAGCACAGAUUUUAACAAUGGAACUGAUACCUUUGAUAAUCAGCAAGAAAUUGUAUGUGAUGAUCUACCUGAUAUUCUGGAAGACAUUUGUCAGUAUAAUGAAGACUGUAGUGAGAUAUCUUGUUGUACUGACUUAUUACUACAACAAGGCACAAAUGGGGUAAAAAAUGCAUUAAUUCAUGUUCAGAUAUCCUGCGAUGGCAAAAUGCAGUAUGGCAUUGAAAACAAAAUUUGGACAAAGACAUUGUCAAACUUCCCUGUGGUAAUAUCCCGUGGUAUAGCUAAUUGCAUUUUCCUAGAUCUUACCAUAGAGGAAGGACUUUCACACUACUCAGUGACAUUUAAUGUUACUGUAUGUACGCUGUCAGGCUGUGACCUGAACUUUUCUAUGGAAAAUGUGAAACUCGCAAAGAUCAAAUGUGCAAAAAGACGGAAAAGAAAUAUACUGGAUUUAUACAAAGAUGAUCCUGAUUAUAAGGUGCUUGUGCGGGAGCUCAUGAACAAAGGUGCGACAGAGGAUGAGAUACAAACAAUGUUUGAUACAAUAAUAGAGGAGGAGAAUAUACAGAAAGAAAUUGUCUGGGAGGGAGAGCUGAUAAAAGAUGAUGAUUCCAGCUCCAGCUACUCGUUGGUUAUGAAAUCACUGGGACAGAACAAUCCAAAUACAUUAAAAUAUCAACGUGGCUUUAUUGCAAACACUAAUGUUACAGUGACAGGAAGUAAGGAAGUUUUAUCCAUUCUUGAAAAUGUUGUUAACGUUGUGGACCGGUACGAUCAAACAUUUCUCGUCGGAGGAGAUUUAACAAAAGCUGGUAUCGAGUUGUUGGGAGAAAAACUGGCUAAUAUGACAAUUGGAGAUGUGGAAGCAUUGUUAUAUAAAAAUAAGAUAGAUCCUCUCAGGAUAUUUCAAAUAACAAAUGAUUUCAUUGAUCUUGCAAGGGCAUUGUAUUCUGAAGUGAUAGAAAAAUUAAAUGACAGAGCUGUUGAGUAUGCAUUUAAAACAUUUGAGAUUACAUUAGCUGGCAGUAUUCCUUACCCACUAAAAUCUGUGAACUUCUACCAAAGUCCAGGUUUUGAUAUCCCAAUUGGAGGUAUCCUCUCUCUGUCAUUUGGUUUUGGAGCUGAUGGUUAUUAUGGCGUAAAGUUGGGCUGGGAAGGAAAACUGAUAGCAAGAACUGCAGCAGCUAUUGUUGAACCUUUUGGAGCUCUUACUGCCUAUGGUGAAGCAGGAAUAGGUAUUGGUCCCCUGAAGGCCAAGCUGAGACUAGAAGGAAGCAUAUUGAAUGUUGGAUUUCCUACACGGGCAGAACUACAUUUUUCAAAGUUUCCUCUUGUUGUAUCGUUGGCAAUGGAUCUUGACUUGGUACCUGUAAGACUACAGUUGUCAGCAAUAGUCACGCUUGAAGUAAAACUCUUGUUUAUUAGAUUCAAGGCAACUUUAUUCCGUGCAAAUCUCUGGCAGUACUCUGCACCACGAAUAAGGAAAAGAGUGAUUGACGUGUCCACUGAUGAAAAAGAUGAAACUCCGCCAGAAAUUACUCAACCUGUUGAUGAUCUAGAUGAUAUACAGCUUCCAAAAUGUGAAGUGUUCCAACAUAAAAAUCUGGAUUAUACUGAGCCAGUAUUUUCCAUCUCUGUGGAGGCUACUGAAGACAAAGGUCCUUUACGAUACUUUCUGGACAUCGGAACAGUUCCUGGAGCUAGUGAUAUUGUCAGUAACAAGGAGCUUGGAGGUCCAUCAACUGUCAUAGCUACUACAAUGGAUGAAUACCCAUCAGGGCAACCAUUGUAUUUCACAUUAUAUGUUGAAAAUACAAGUGGAGCAAGAAUUCAAACAACAUGUAUGUUACCAACAUACGACACAACGCCACCUACAGGGAGAAUUUAUGUCGAUUUUCUAUCAACAAGUAAUCCAGCUGUACUGAAAGCAUCCUUAAAAGUUCACGAUGAUUCUCCUAUAACUAGGGCAGUCGUUGCAGUUGGAUAUGCAAAAGGAAUUUACGGAGAUCAAAUAAAACAUUGGACAGAAAUUGAUCUAGAUGAACAUGACACUAGUGUUUUUGGCAAUGAUCCUUUGAGUCAUUUCACCGAACACCAAGAAGGAAAACUUGUCUCACCACCAAUAAAAGUCCAUGAGGAUAUUCAGACAAUUAAAGCUUGUGCUGAGUUAUGUUUAGAAUUAGACCAUUGUGUUAGUUUCAAUUACGACAUUGAAGCAAGUAGACAAUGUGAACUACUUCGUUCCAUCAGACAUUAUGAUGAAUCCCUAGUUUCAACCUCGAUGUUCUGUUACUUUGAGCGCAUUGGAAGUGGACUUUUCAAGGAACUUCAUUAUGAUAAUUUGAACAUGGCGCACAACGCUUUAAUCUUCGUCAAUCUGGACUUGACAAAUGUUCUUGGUUAUCGAACAGUGUUUGGAAGUGAUGGAAUUAUAGCAGAUUUCACCUGUCCAGAUCCAGGCUUCAUUUCAAAUGCAGUGAGUGACACGGUAGAGACUGUUGAUUGUCUAUCAUUGAUCCCAGCAGAUAGACAAGACUUGAUAAGAUUUUGUGUUGGUGUGAAUCCUGGUCAACCUAAUAAAAGGACCAUAAUUGAUGGAGAAGGGUCAAUGACAGUUUUCAAUGGUGACAAGCAAAUGACUGAUGUAUUGUAUACAAGAAGUAACAACUUCAUUGCAGGUAACUGGGAUGGUUUCCAUGACAACGAGACAGGUAUACGGGUGUACACAAUGUCUGUUGGAAGGGAAGUAUGUGAAGAUAUGAUACAUCCACACCAUGAUCCACACAAACAUUUGAUGCACGAGUCAGAAUGGACAUACAUGGCAGUAAUAACACCAACAGCUGAGUACAAUCCUUUCCCACUUCCUUCUGGGCUGUACUAUAUAAGUGUAAGUGCAUUAAACAAGGUAGAAUAUGGAGGACCUCUGUCACUCACUGUAUGUCACUCGACCCCCUAUGUCAUAGACACAACAAAACCUUUCAUUUAUGAGAUCUACAAUGUGAAAUAUGAUGAGGAACUUUACAAGCUGUCAGCAGAACAUAAUUCUAGUGACCCUGAAUCUGGUAUUGCAUAUUUUGAAAUUUGUCUUGGACACAAUCCUCGAAGUUGUGGUAUUCUCCCGUGGACAAAGUUUUCAGACCAGCCUUAUUUUGUACAUACUUUUCAAAUUCCUGACGGUGCUGCUGCAUGGCUCAGACUUAAAGUUACAAAUGGUGUUGACCUUCACAUUGUAAGUCAAGCUGAUAGACCAAUUGUUAUUGAUGCAAGUGCACCAUUGGCAGGAACUGUUUACGAUGGCCAGUUACUGCAAGAAGAUCUUCAAUUCACACGAUACUCAAAUAAGAUUUGUGCAAACUGGUUUGACUUUCACGACCCAGAAUCAGGUUUGUCUUCAUAUGAAGUAGGUGUUGGAACGGACCCACGUUGGACAGAUGUGGCUGAGCUGAAGAAACUUGAUCACCAAGUGCAGGAAUAUUGUUUUAAUCUACAAGAUGACACAUUACAACAUAACAAUGUCUACUAUUUUAUUGUCUGGGCAGUUAAUGCAGCUAGUAAUCAAAAGAAUGUAUCUGCAGUCUCUAAUGGAGUGCGUGUUGACUUGACACCACCAGAAGAGGGUACAGUAAUUGAUGGUGAUUUCGAGGACUUCCAGGAUUUACAAUACAGCUCUUCUAAAACUAAUAUACAGUUACAGUGGGAGAACUUCCAGGACGCUGAGUCAGGAAUACGCUCAUAUGAUGUACAGACAUUAAGAAAAAGUAAAGACAGCAAUGACUGGAGUAUUGUGACAAACUGGACCACAGUGCAAAAUACAACAACACAGUCAGAAUGGAAAAAUAAUGAUUUCGCUCACUCAGAUAUGGUGAAGUCAAAGCUACGUGUAACAAAUGGAGCUUUAAAUGAAGUUAUAAAAGAAACUGAUGGGUUUGUUGUAGAUUUAACUGCUCCAGUUGUAGAAUAUAUCAAUGAUGGUGAGGAAGCCGAACAAGACAUACAAUACCAGUUUGACACAACAGAGAUAGCUUUGAACUUCAAAUUCAGUGAUGCAGAGUCAGACAUAGCUCGUCUGAAAAUUCAAAUAUAUGAACAUCUUCAAAGUAGCUCAAGACAGUUUUACCCUGAGACUUCUGGAGAAUGGAUAGAGGUGCUUGAUGGAAACAGUUCUAUAUUCAAACAGAUGGGACUACAGUUGACAUCGGGGCGCAAGUAUACAGGUCGCGUCCAUUCUGUCAAUGGUGCUGGACUUGUUUCAACACAUGAAUCAAAUGGUGUAACUAUUGACAAUACACAACCUCAGAUUAAAUGGUUGAGUGUUGGCAUUCUGAGUGGUGAGGAGGAGACAGUAGAUGGCUAUGUAUUGCAAUCAGAUCAUGAUGGUAUAAAAGCAACAUGGCGUGCAAGUGAUCCUCAAUCUGGUGUUACUAUAGUUACAUAUGCUGUCGGGACAUAUGAAGGUGGGACUAACAUUUUGGACUGGACAACUCAUGAUGAUUCUACAAGUAGUACCUAUAUACAAUGUGUUCUUGAGGAUUCUGACUUGCUUCCACAGUUUCCUGUAUACUAUUAUGUUUCCAUCAGAGUGAAAAAUGGUGCGGGAGAUUGGAGUGAUAUAAAAACAUCGUCACCUAUCAAAGUUGUACCAGAAGAUGUUGCUGGUAUUGUACAUGAUGGAAUUUCUUCCAACAUCGGUGACAUAGAUUAUCAAACAGAUGUCCAUACUGUUGCUAUGCAUUUUACGGCAUUUGAGAGCAAACUUCAUGGCAUAUCGUCUUACGAUUGGGCUGUUGGUACAACACCUGGUGACGAAGAUAUACAGCCCUAUAUAGAAAGAGGAAUCUAUCACUUUGAUGAAUUGGAUCAUUUUGAACAUGUUAUAGCAAGUUCUGGGUUUGCACACAUCCCAUUAGAUCUAGAUCCUGGACAGACAUAUUACACAACACUGAGAGCAAAAACCAAUGCAGGAAAUAUAAUGCAAGCCACUUCAAAUGGUUUUAUGGUAGAUACAACUCCACCAUUUGUUAGAUUUAACAGUUUAUCUAACACACCAGUAGAUAACAGUACAGAUGUUAUAUACCAGAAGGGUGAUUCUGUAAUUGAUGUUAGUUGGCAAUAUUGGGAUGAUGAAGUUUUAUCAGGUGAUAUUGAAGAGAACAUGGAGUCUACAUGGUUUGCUGUUGAUUCCCCAUUUACUGCAGACAUGAAGGAUUACACAUACACGGAAAUAUCAACAAGCUUAGAAAGCAAUACUGCUGUUUCACCAGUUGGUGCAGGUAAAUCAAACAUUGUAAGUGUUGGAGCCAGAAACAAGGCUGGGUUGGCAUCAAUGACAAGAUCUCCUCCGAUUGUUCUGGAUGAAACAGCCCCUGAAGCUGGAACUGUUUCUUGUCCAAACUAUGUUCAGAGUCGUGCAGCUAUAGAGUGUACUUGGACUGGCUUUGUUGAUAAAGAAAGUGUUAUUACAAAAUAUACUGUUUCAUUUGGAACAAAAGAAGGAUUUGAUGAUCUUAUGAAAAUAGAAUUUGAUGGUCAGACUAAAAGAAUUUUUGCUGAAGGUAUAGAAAAGGAUCACGCUGAUGUUAUUUAUGCCACGGUGACAGCAGAAAAUGCUAUUGGACUAUCUGUAAGUGGUUAUUCUCAGGUAAUUGUUGUAGAUGACACGCCUCCAACUCCAGGUAUUGUAGUAGACUUGCCAAGUAUUUCACAGAUAGACCCUUAUGAUGCUGACAGAACGGUCAAAAUGACAAGAAAGGCUUGCUCUACUGUUGAAGAAUGUUUAGAGAUAGAUGCUACAUGUACAGAGGCUUUGACUUACUUUGGUGUUGCAUGGACAGGAUUUGAUGAUCCAGAGUCACAAAUAUUAGAAUACCAGCUAGCUAUAGGGACAUCCCCAGGUGGCUCCCAGAUUGCUCCUUUCUUUUCUGUUUCACCUGAGCACAAUCAUUACUUUAUUACAAACAUUGAUGUUAAAGGGCAGCGUAGGUUGUUUGCAACUGUUCGGGCAAUAAAUGUAGCGCAGUUAACAACAGAGGUACAUUCAGAUGGUGUAUAUCUGUCAUACAUGAGUCAAGGUCUCCCGCCCCUGCAACGUGUUGGUGUAUUUGAUUAUGCCCAGUAUGCUUUUGGUGAUAUACAAUUUCAAACAGACACAACAUCAAUUGAGGCAAAAUGGGAUACAACAGGGGACCCGUGCCCUGUAACAAAAUAUGAAUGGUCAAUUGAAAUGACCAAUGGAACUGUCAUACAAGAAUAUGUUGAUAUGUAUACAUCAACGCAUGGUAUAAGUGACAAGCUCUCAUUGAUAGAAGGUAGAAGAUAUUACAGUCUUGUACAGGUACAUAAUAUGAUGAAUUAUGUUUAUACAUUGCGCUCGGAUGGAGUUACAAUUGAUUCUAAUCCAAUGCUACCAGGAAUUGUUUACGAUGGUGAUUUGACAGGUUAUGAUCUGAAGGUGCUGCCCUCUAGAACAAAUGUUUCAGCUAACUGGGAUGGUUUCGGGCAUGAUCGUGACCAGACCAGUGUAGAAAAUGCUGGAAAAGGUAUUGACCUCCAACCUGAACGCGAAAGAGACCCAAAUCAAGAGAUUGCCUAUUAUAUGGUGGCUUUAGGAACAGACAGACGUUUUCCAAAUACAUGGGAUAAUAUUGUACCUUUCACAAAUGUUGGCCUUAACACAUCAGUCACAUUCAAAGACCUUGACCUAGAACCUGGUUAUGCCAUUUAUUAUUUCACUGUUAGAGCAUAUAGUGCAUCAUAUGCAUGGACAUCUACUACAUCAAAUGGAUUUUACGUCAGUUUUGAUGGCGGAGUUACAGCUGGCCACAUUGACAUGCCCGAUUUUAUCAGCAGUAACACUCACCUGGAGGUGUCAUGGAAUGGUUUCACCUCGAAGGUUGAAAUGUUUAUAUACUAUUUUGCAAUGUCUGAUAAGAUGAUUGCUAGUCCUGAUGACUGCAGAUCAUAUGUUGAUGGUGGAAAAGCAACAGAUGAAGAAAAAUCUGAAAAAUUCAACAUUUAUCCGGUCACCAGUGCUGGGAUUAGUACUUACCUCAAUAUGGAAAUAUCUCUAGAACACAAUAGCUCAUACUACAUAUGGAUCAUGGGCAUUGACAAGUCUGGAGAAUGCAGUAUGACUUAUCAUAGAUUUACUGUGGACACAACACCACCAGUUGCAGGAAGAAUAACUGCUGGGCCUUACUUUGAUAUGAAACUUGCAUACACAAGAUCAUUCACUUCACUGCCUGUCAGAUGGGAUGGAUUUGAUGAUAAUGAAUCAGGCAUUCAGAUGUUUAAUCUUACACUUUGGGAGAAAGGGAAUUGUCAAACAAGUGGAGCCACUGUGAUACCCAUUGAGAAUGUACAACUACCUGGUGGUUACAGUAAAUAUACAUUUGUUGGUCUUGAGUUGAAGGAGGAUACCAUUUAUGAAGUUAAUAUAACAGCCAUUAAUGAGGCUGGUCUAACCAGCUUUGCACAGACUUCGCCAGUGUUAUUUGAUGAUUCAGUACCUACAGCAGGUCAUGUGAUCGAGGGUUCUGAGUUUACUGAUGAUGUUGUAUGGUGGGGUAGUACAGAUCAUAUGAAUGGUUCUUUGUUGCACUUCCCAAUUGCUGUAAAUGAUCCAUGUCCCCAACAAGAGAUACACAUGACUGAUGAGAUUUGGAGAAAACUACAGCUAGACGGGAUAAAUGAUGCAGGGGGUUUGAAGUGGAAUAUACAUCACAGACCCAAAAAUGUGUAUAUGAACAAUGUUCGCAAUACUUGUACUCUAAAGAUAGCCAGGGAUUCUAAGGCUGAACAGAUUUAUUCAGCUGUGGUGAUGCGACCAGCUGAUCUGAAAAAUGGAGGCAUUUAUAAGCUGGAUGUGAAAGCAGCAAGUGGAGGUGGAAAAGCUGUUACAGGUAUUACAUUCCUAGAUGGUGAUGAAACAGAUUUAUAUAUCUACAACCAUCAGCAGACAGACUGGGAAGAAGACUCCUGUGUUUGCUGUCUUGAACCAGACACGGUCAGCUGUAAUUGUGAUUGUGAUGAAUACCUGAAUAAUCAAGACUUUAAUGUCACAAUACAAGACAAUAAUAAUGAUGGGAACAGUGUACCAUACAAUACAGCAAACACAAAUAAUGCUUUGAGAUCAGCCUGUGGACUUCAGAUCUAUUCAGGACAAAGUCCAUACAUAGUUACAUGGUGCCAUUUCAAUAACACACAAGAACCAAUGUCUGUAACAUCAGAGUUAGAUGUUGAUCCAUCUACAGAGUUUCAUAAUGUUAUGAUCGAGUUCUUUCAGAGGAAAGAAGAUAUAACAUUCACAAGCUGUAUCCGAGUCUUUGUCGACGGUCAACAAAUGUCUGAAAUGGCUGGUAUACCUGAAUUAAGUCCAUCAACCAAUCUAUUUCUCCAUGUCUGGAAUAAAAACAAUAUUUUACCGACACUGGAUGUGUUUAACCUCUGGGCAGCAAGAGCAGUUUUCAAGCAGUUAAUAUUCCCACCAGGAGUGGAAGCAAUGUGCAGAUAUGGUGACCCGUUCCAAGGUGGUACUAAUGCUAUUGUACGAUAUGAGGCUGCCAUUGGGACAUCUAAGGAUACUACAGAUAUUGCUGACUUCCAAGAAGUAAGUGAGCCAUGUAUACCUUGUGUGAAGGACUGCCUUAAAGUGUACUGUGACCAGAACUGUGAUACUGAGAGUUAUUCAACCAUAACAUUUUCCAUGACCAAUAUUAACAUCAACCAGUCCUUCAAUGGUUCAUUUUAUUUGAUUGUGAAAGCUGUUUUAGCAUCAGGUGCUGAGGCAUUAUCAGCAUCAAAUGGGUUCUAUAUAGACUUGACCCCUCCAGUAUUUGAAGCCGAUGUAUUCCUGUAUUUUGAUGUUCUCCAAGGUGAAUUUGUGCCAACCAAUUACCAGGGCUCUAAUGACACAAUUAAAGCAAUUUGGCUAUGUACAGAUGACAAGAGUGAGAUUAAAGAAUAUAGCUGGGCAAUUGGUAGUAGUGUUGGUGGGGAAGAUAUUCAAAAUUUCACAUCAACAGGAACACUACCUUCAUCUCAGAACUCAAAUCUAACUGGUAUACUCAUGGACAAUGCUACCUACUAUGUUAGUAUAAGAUGUACAAAUGAAGCUGGCUUAUCAACUGUAUGGCAGGAUGAAGUUGGAGUUACAGUAUUGCUGGAAGAACCGGAUGUAGAUAGUGUAGAGACAGUGGCAGUAGGCGCGGUGAACUUUGACACAAAUGUCUACCCAUCCAAUGCUUUAAAGGCACCAGAUACCACAGCCUGUGGAUUAUCAUGGGAAGAGAGCACUGAUCCUAAUGUGGACAGAUAUGACUUAUGUAUUGGAAGCUCAACAGAAAAAUUUGAUGACAUUGUUCCUUGUAUGCUGGUAGGUCAUAACUCAUCAGGAAAAGCUGAAAUAAAACAAGGAUAUCUGUAUGUUGAUGACAUACCUUAUUAUAAAGUCUCGGAGCUCAGAGCCUUAAGUGCAGGCAUUUAUGAUGUCAGUGAAAUGAGUAAUGACUCGGAAAAUACAUUCAAAAUGGAGCAUGGUAGAACACUGUUUCUCACCAUGAGAUUAUGUAAUAAAGCUCAUAUUUGUAGUUACAAGCUUGUCAACUCAAUACUCUUCAAGGGGGAGAAGGCCAAACUGCUGACGUCAUCAUCGGGUGAAGCUGUUAAAUACAACAUUGUGCCAUCUUCUAGCACAAGAAGGAAAAGAGAUGUGACUGUUCCUGAAAUUGUGUUAGAUCUUCCUGAAGGUAUGAUCCCUGGACAAAGUGUAUUAGUCACAGAACUCUCAGAUGAAGAUUUGUACACUCACUAUGGUUCCUCUGCUUCAUCAUCAUUUGUACCAUAUACUGUAGACCCAUCUGCAACUUUCAAUAUGACAGAACGAAUCUUAUUUGAGCGAAUAGAGUCAUUCCUACUAUUAAUCGCACUAAGUCCUGUUGGACAAGAGCCGCUGCCUGGAGUUAUGAAGAUGACGUUCCCACAUACAAUAGAUUCUGGCAAUUCUUCAUUUAUGACAAAUAUUGUCCAUUGGAAUCCAGGGUGA
Molecule: messenger RNA, 10623 nt
Organism: Ruditapes philippinarum (Manila clam)
Lineage: Eukaryota; Metazoa; Mollusca; Bivalvia; Venerida; Veneridae
Exons: 57
Coding region: 4-10623 (3539 amino acids)
Molecular function (GO): protein binding
Source: RefSeq, a predicted model, not a curated record